UACUGACACCUUUGGCUCACACAGCUGGAUGGAGUUGUGAGUUUCUGGCGUCAUGUAGGUAUGUGACGUCAGACAGGAACCAGUGGAAGCUUGAGAAUUCAAGAUGGCGUCUUACACCGAAGCAGGAAAGAGAUUUUUGUAUAAAUAAAACUCAUUCGGAAAAUAGUUUAAAUUGGAGAGCCAAGUCGACAAGACGUCUGGAUUUUGAAAGAAGAAGACGGAGCAGAUACAGUCACUCUAAAUGGCUGCAAGGAAGUCUGGCUCAGAUGCAUACAACAAUGGACCCAUCAGCUACCUCGAUGAUGUUCCCUUCAAGAUCAGUGAAAAGUUUCGCUGCCCAGCCAAAGUGGGAUUGCCGGUCGGUUUUUGUCUGCCAGACUGUAGCUCUUUGCUGAACACACAGUAUGACUUUUCUCUGGAGAGGCGUAGUGUGCGCUGGGGGGAUGAACUGGCUGAGGCCAGAGCAGCAGAGACCAGAGCAGAAGAGGCAGCAGCAAAGCAGGAGGUAGAGAGCAAGAAGCGUCUGGCUCAGGCCCCAGACACUGAUGGUGGUGGGGGGAAGAAAUCCCAACCUGCUGCAGAGGACCAAGACCCUCUGCCACCAGCGUUGAACCCUGUCCUGGCGGGGCUGAGCCAUAACGCCAUCCUCACCCCACUGCCUGCUCCAAGCCUUGGCCCUAGGAAAACCCAGCCUAGCACCCCUCAGCCUCACAGCCUCAACCUAGCAGACUUUGAGCGGGAAGAGGACCCCUUUGACAAGCUGGAGCUCAAAACUUUGGACGAUAGGGAAGAGCUGAGGAGCAUCCUCCAGAGCCAGCCCCAACCUCAGCCUCCUCCCUCUGUUUCCCCACCAGAGGUCACCCAGAUAGGGUCAGCAUCACGUGGAAGCAGCCCAUCUCCUCCCAACACCAGCCUCCCAGCCAAACCCGGGUUUACCCACAAACCCAACGGCUUAGUUGCGUUGCUGGAAAUGGACAGAAUUGCGCAUCCUGCAAGAGUGGGGUUAGAUCCAAAUGACCGACCAUGUAAUAUUCGCUCUCUGACUUUUCCAAAGCUCUCUGAUUCUGGUGACCCAGAGCCAGUGAGGCACAGCCCCCUCCCUGCACCCAUCCCUGCUCCUCAGCACAAGCUACCCAAUGGCAGUCCGCCGACCAUACCCAAGACCCAAGUUAUUGUUGCCCCUCAGUCACCCAGUCACACAAAGAGUGGCUCACCAAAACCGACCAACCUAGGGUCAGGCUCUGCUGGUCUGCCGUGUGGUGGAGCCCUGCUCAGCAUGACCCCCAGUGAGCGUCGGUGUGUGGAAUCCUUGGUGGGCAUGGGCUACUCUUAUGAGGGCGUUCUACGGGCCAUGCAGAGACAUGGACAGAAUAUGGAUCAGGUACUGGAUUAUCUUAUUUUAUCUGGACGUCUUUGUGAGCGGGGCUUUGAUGCAAGUGCAGUGGAGGAAUGUUUAGAGAUGUACCAGUGCUCAGAGGAGAAGGCCUUGCAAUUCCUUGAACUCAUGUCAAGAUUUGGUGAAAUGGGAUUUGAGCGAGAUGCCAUCAAAGAGGUGCUGCUGGUUCACAACAAUGAUCAGGACAAGGCUCUAGAGGACCUGAUGGCUCGUUCUGCAGCUAGCUGAGCCAAGCUAACCAGCCAACCAAAGCCCAGCCAAGGGCUUGCCUCCCUCUGCCACCCAUUACAGUCCCUUUCCUUUUUCCUCCUUUUUCACACCAUGCCCUGCCCUUGCUUUGUCUGUGGAACGGACAUCUGGGAGAUGCUUGUAUUUCUCUCUCUGCUAAAACCUGUUCUUGAAGACUGUGUGCCUAGAGUGGAAGAAGUCAAACUCCUGGCAUUAGGUUUCAGAAACUGAUACUGCUAGGUUAUUCAAGAAUGGCUGAGCUGGAAAGGAAAAAUUGGAACAACUGGUUGUAAUGCCGUUCUGAUUUGCUUCCACUUGGAAGUCUUUAUUUGACUGCAGAAAAAGCUGCAGGAGGAAAUGAGGAGCUGGUGUCUGUGAGUUCAUCACAAAAAGACCAGUUUGGACUCUUGAAAAAUAACUAAGCCGCCAUCUUCCACUGCUCAGCGCAGGCCUAGUGGAUGGUGGAGAGAAUAGGGGACCUUGAGGAGUCCUCUUCAGACUGAACUAAUUAACAUAAAAAA
Monopterus albus (swamp eel) is the source of this 2145-nucleotide messenger RNA. RefSeq names its product ubiquitin associated protein 1 (gene ubap1). NCBI's taxonomy places the organism in Eukaryota, Metazoa, Chordata, Actinopteri, Synbranchiformes, Synbranchidae. The transcript is spliced from 7 exons. Gene Ontology annotation, cellular component: ESCRT I complex. Gene Ontology annotation, biological process: ubiquitin-dependent protein catabolic process via the multivesicular body sorting pathway. The record is from RefSeq and is a predicted model, not a curated record. Gene Ontology annotation, molecular function: ubiquitin binding. The coding region runs from base 242 to 1624 and encodes 460 amino acids.